AUGUUGGCUGCCAUCACAUUUAAUGUGGCUACAUCCCUAGAGCCAUGUGCUGUCACAUUAGAGCAGCCACACACGGGAGACAAAUCAACCAGGGAACUCAGAAAGAUGAACAAAAGUCAAGCUUUCCACAAAGAAACCCAGAAUAGUCCACCAAAGCAUGUAUUUGGCAGCUGGAGCAGUUGGCAUGUAUGGGCAGCUGGAGCAGUUGGGCAGUUGAGCAGUUGGGAGCAGCUAAGAGAGGUAUGCUUCACCAGCCAAAAGGGAGGAUGA
Messenger RNA from Prunus armeniaca (apricot), 270 nucleotides. NCBI's taxonomy places the organism in Eukaryota, Viridiplantae, Streptophyta, Magnoliopsida, Rosales, Rosaceae. The record is from the annotation of a GenBank genome assembly.